AUGAACGGAAUUGGAACAGGUAAUUAUGAAUAUAUUGUCAUGUUGUUGGUCUAUGUGGUGCUCGCACUGAUCACCAUCGGAUCGUCACUAAAGAAGUGGAUAGAAGAGAAGAGAAUUUCUUGUUCUAGUUAUGAAGUAACUAUUGGAAAUGUUUUACUUUUUAUUGCUUUGAGACUUGGAGUUGUUUCGUUUUUAUUAUAUUUACAGUUAGCCUUCCUUCCAGGUUUAACAAAAUCUAGACAAUCCAAUACACUUUCCAAUCAAGAAUACGAAAGAAUUGCUCAAACUUACUUGGUUACUUGGGAAUUACUGUCAUUCCUUGGAACCUGUGCUUUAUACUCAUCAUUGACAACAUUAAUUUACAAGUGGAGAAUUUUCCUGAAUGGAGAUUUGAAAAGUAAUGUUGCAUUGGUUCUUGGAUUGAAUUCAAGUUUUGCUUUUAUUAUUCGUGGUGUUGUCAUGGCUUUGGAUUCAGUUGGUUAUAGAUAUUUGUCAAGUGGAACUUCAGCUCAAAUUGUUUGGAAUAUUUUCUUCAAGUAUAUUUGUUGGAUUAUUCCAGAAAUGAUUGUUGUGAUGUGUAUUUUAAUUUGUCUUGUUGAAACUGAUAGUUUCCACAAUGUUUUAGCUGUUAUUUAUGGAAGAGUUCAUGGAAAUACAGCCUAUGCUGAAGUACCAACUGUUGAAAUUGGAGAUAUUGAAGAUGUAAUGAAGAAUAAUCCACCAAAUUUAUCUGAUACUGAGCUAAAUGAAAUGAAAAAUAAGACAACACCCAAUGUUAGAGGAUCUGUUGGUUCUGUCAAUGAUGGAUAUGCUAAAUUUGAAGAUGAAUAA
Messenger RNA from Naegleria gruberi, 831 nucleotides. RefSeq lists its product as uncharacterized. The coding region runs from base 1 to 831 and encodes 276 amino acids. The record is from RefSeq and is a predicted model, not a curated record. The transcript is spliced from 2 exons. NCBI's taxonomy places the organism in Eukaryota, Heterolobosea, Eutetramitea, Acrasida, Naegleriidae.